UGCACUUGACCCGCAGAUCAGAUAUUCGACGAUCGCCGACUGUGCUCGCCGAAGUCGUUGUACAUUUAGUGUAGCCUGUUUUUCUGGGCACGGGUUCGCCCAAUAAAACGCUAGUUUAGUGAUUCCCAGUUUUGCUGCUGUGUUCUUCAUCUUCGCUACAACGUGACAAUGCGAAGUGCACUGUGCCUCCGAAAGAUGCUGCUGAUGCUGCUUCUCACCGUCAACCCGGCUUGCCUUGAAGGGAAACCAGUGAAUGAAGAAAGGACCGACAACGACUCGUCGACGGCGCUCAACUUCAUGAGCAGCCGGCGAGAGAUUGGUGUUCUCGGAGUUCCCAUCCAUCAAGGUCAGCGCAAGCCGGGCGUCGAAAAGGGUCCACAGUUCCUGCGCGACGCUGGACUCCUCGACAAGCUCAGAGAUCUCGGUGAGUGUUGGAGACGUGCAGGCACAUAACUAUAGACCGCCAGUGAAACUCGCAACGUGAAUUUUUAU
Dermacentor silvarum is the source of this 492-nucleotide messenger RNA. RefSeq names its product arginase-1-like. The coding region runs from base 169 to 453 and encodes 94 amino acids. The transcript has 4 exons. The record is from RefSeq and is a predicted model, not a curated record. Lineage: Eukaryota; Metazoa; Arthropoda; Arachnida; Ixodida; Ixodidae.